GACAAGAAGAUUUCACCCACUCCCACAGAAAUGGAUGACGAGAAAGAUGACAAGAACGCCGCCGAGACAGAGCGAUGCGCCGCCGCCGACUGGGCGGAAUUGACCCACGAAUGUCUCGUCAACAUCUUCUCCCGUCUUUCCUUGCAGGAUCGGUGGCGAGGCGCCAUGCGCGUCUGCAAGGGCUGGCACCAAGUCUGCAAGGAUCCAUGCCUCAACUCGGUGCUUGACCUCGAAUGUUACUUCGAUUCCACCCAUGAGUUGCCCAGAUUCUGGACCCCGGAGUUCGAGCGCAAGAUUGAUAAUAUGCUCGAAUCGGUUGUCGGCUGGAGUGCAGGAUCCCUGACUGAAAUCCGCGUCAGGCAUUGCUCUGACAGAUCGCUCUCGUUGGUCGCUCAGAGGUGCCCAAAUCUUGAAGUUCUUUCUAUCAAGAGCUCUCCUCAUGUCACUGAUGCAAUUAUGGCUGAAAUAGCAUCUGGGUGCCCCAAGAUUAAGGAACUUAAUAUCAGCUACUGCUAUGAAAUAUCCCAUAAAACUUUGGCUAUCAUAGGAUCUUAUUGUCCUAAUAUUUAUAUGCUUAAACGGAACCUAAUGAACUGGUUGGAUCCUUCCCAACAUGUAGGAAUUGUCCCCAAUGACUAUCUGAAUGCUUGCCCUCAGGAUGGCGAUUCAGAAGCUGCUGCUAUCUCAAAAUUCAUGCCCCAUCUUCUCCAUCUUGAACUUCGGUUUUCCAAGUUGACAGCUAAAGGCCUCACUCUGAUUUCGGAUGCAUGUGAGAACCUGGAGUAUGUUGAUUUAUCUGGAUGUGCACAUGUGACUAGUCGGGACAUUGCCACUGCAUUAUCAAAUCUGAAGAAGUUGAAAACUAUCAAGAAGCCCAACUUUUACAUCCCAAGGUCUGUUUUCCAUACUGAAAGAUAUGGUCAUUGGAGACUGUAUGAUCAGCGAUUUCAAACGGAUGUAUUCAGAAUUUGACUGGACAACAGAAAAAGGACAAAAAUACAGAAAGACAGACCGUGAAAUUACCGAGGGAUUGACGAUGUGUGUUCGUUUUGCAAGGUACUGCAACAGUUUCAAAUGUUACUGAGUUCUAAUUUACUCUUUGAUGUGUGUAUAUAUUGUAUCCCGUGCUAUUUGGGAACCCAGCUAUGUGUUUGGCUUGAAUUAUUUUCCCCUUUGUUGACUAGUUUUUGAAUGUGUUGGAACAGUGUUAUGAUUAUACAUACUCAUACAUAUAUAUAUAAAUUAUAUAUAAAAGAGACGUGAUUUGACAAUGAAUAGCAA
Molecule: messenger RNA, 1281 nt
Organism: Sesamum indicum (sesame)
Lineage: Eukaryota; Viridiplantae; Streptophyta; Magnoliopsida; Lamiales; Pedaliaceae
Gene: SKIP1
Product: SKP1 interacting partner 1
Molecular function (GO): protein binding
Source: RefSeq, a predicted model, not a curated record